Molecule: messenger RNA, 2013 nt
Organism: Racocetra persica
Lineage: Eukaryota; Fungi; Glomeromycota; Glomeromycetes; Diversisporales; Gigasporaceae
Source: the annotation of a GenBank genome assembly
AUGAAAAAUUCGGAAAAGCUUAAUUAUGCUAUCAUUUAUGAUAGAGAUUAUAAUUAUAACUAUUUUGGAUUUAAAACGCUUGAAAGAUCCUACCUUUUACGAACUAAUGGAAAAGUAGCUGAAAGGCCACAACACAUGCUUAUGCGCGUUUCUGUUGGUAUUCAUGGCGAAGACAUCGAUGCAGCAGUCGAAACCUACAAUCUAAUGUCUGAAAAAUAUUUCACACAUGCGUCACCUACUCUUUUUAAUGCUGGAACUCCACGACCUCAACUUUCAAGUUGUUUUCUUCUGACAAUGAAAGAUGAUUCCAUUGAAGGUGUCUACGAUACGUUGAAGACAUGUGCCAUGAUUUCGAAAACGGCUGGCGGUAUUGGCUUGAACAUCCAUAAUGUUCGAGCCUCUGGAUCCUACAUUGCGGGAACUAAUGGUUACUCGAAUGGUAUCAUUCCUAUGCUUCGUGUUUAUAAUAAUACUGCACGAUACGUUGAUCAAGGAGGAAAUAAACGCCCCGGCGCGUUUGCUAUUUAUUUGGAAACAUGGCAUCCAGAUAUUUUCGAUUUUUUAGAUUUAAAGAAGAAUACCGGUAAGGAGGAGAGUCGGGCACGAGAUUUAUUCUAUGCGCUUUGGAUUUCCGAUUUAUUUAUGAAACGGGUCGAAUCUGAUGAUAUUUGGAGUUUUUUUGAUCCACCAGAGGCACCUGGACUUAUGGACGUGUGGGGAGAUGAAUUUGAGAAAUUAUAUGAAGAUUACGAACGCCGAGGCCUGGCACGAAAAGUCAUUAAAGCCCAAAAAUUAUGGACCGCAAUAUUAGAAUCUCAAGUCGAAACUGGUACUCCAUACAUGCUCUAUAAAGAUUCUUGCAACCGUAAAUCUAAUCAACAGAACCUCGGAACGAUCAAAUGUAGCAAUUUAUGCACUGAGAUUGUUGAAUACUCUAGCCCUGAUGAGGUGGCCGUGUGUAAUUUAGCAAGCGUAGCUUUACCAAUGUUUGUUAAGAAUAAAGAUACGUAUGAUUUCGAACAUUUGCAUGAGGUCACAAAAGUUAUAACUCGCAACUUAAACAAAAUUAUUGAUAUUAAUUAUUAUCCUGUUGAAGAAGCGCGCAGAUCUAAUUUUCGGCAUCGUCCGAUUGGCAUUGGUGUUCAAGGGCUGGCAGAUACUUUUCUUUCCAUGCGCAUUCCGUUUGACUCGCCACGUGCUAGGGAAUUGAAUAAGCAGAUAUUUGAAACAAUGUAUCAUGGUGCCUUGGAGGCAUCAUGCGAACUCGCUUGUAAUUAUGGUCCAUAUGAAACGUAUCAAGGAUCCCCAGUAUCGCAAGGAAUUUUACAAUAUGAUAUGUGGAAUGUUAUUCCAACAGAUUUAUGGGAUUGGAAUUCAUUGAAACAAAAAAUUGCACAGUAUGGUGUUCGUAAUUCAUUAUUAUUAGCACCGAUGCCCACUGCUUCAACCUCUCAAAUCUUGGGAUUUAAUGAAUGUUUCGAACCUUACACAAGUAACAUUUACACACGGCGUGUUCUCGCUGGAGAAUUUCAAGUUGUAAACCCUUGGCUAUUAAAGGAUUUGGUUGACUUGGGCUUAUGGAGUGAUCAGAUGAAAAAUAAGAUCAUUUCAGACAACGGAAGUGUUCAAAAAGUUCCUGGUAUCCCUGAAGAACUUAAAGCCAUGUACAAAACAACGUGGGAAUUGUCGCAAAAAGUAAUCAUUGAUAUGGCAGCUGACCGAGGUGCAUUCAUUGAUCAAUCUCAAAGUCUCAACAUACACAUGGGGGAACCAACUAUAGCCAAAUUGACUAGCAUGCAUUUUUAUGGUUGGAAAAAAGGCCUAAAAACUGGAAUGUAUUAUCUUCGAACAAAAUCAGCAGCAGAUGCUAUUAAGUUCACUGUUGACCAGCUUUCACUUAAGGAAGUUGAAACGGCUGAAGAAUCUGAGAAUACUAGAAAUAAAAAGGCAUCUAUUCUAGCUAUUGCGUGUUCAAUUGAGAAUAAAGAGGAUUGUGUUAUGUGUAGUGGCUAG